Molecule: messenger RNA, 1839 nt
Organism: Anoplophora glabripennis (Asian longhorned beetle)
Lineage: Eukaryota; Metazoa; Arthropoda; Insecta; Coleoptera; Cerambycidae
Product: zinc finger protein 624-like
Exons: 6
Biological process (GO): regulation of transcription by RNA polymerase II
Cellular component (GO): nucleus
Molecular function (GO): RNA polymerase II transcription regulatory region sequence-specific DNA binding; zinc ion binding; DNA-binding transcription factor activity, RNA polymerase II-specific
Source: RefSeq, a predicted model, not a curated record
AUGUUACAGCUCGAUAUCAGAGAUGUGUAUACGAAGGAAAAGAUAUGCGAGUCAGUGGAUAUUUCAGUUAGUGAAAAAAUAUGUCGAUUGUGUAUGGAGCCAGUAGAAAGUGAGUUUAGGUGUAUUUGUGAAGAAGAACUUGAAGCUAUCGAAAAAUUGGCUCCCGAAAUGACUAUAAAUAUCAUCAAAGAUCCCGUUGUAUGUAAGGAAUGCUUUGAUUUUGUGUGCACCCACAACAGUUUCCUAAAAAAUUGCUUGGAAGUACAGGAAAAAAUUGGAGGUAUUUUUUAUAGCGAAGCGACAGAACGUCGGAUAGAUGCGUCACCAGCCGAUUUAUUCCUUAAGACUGAAAACGAGGACAAAGAAUACAAUAUCAACGAGAUGGAAAUGUCGAUCAAAGCUGAAAGUAUCGACAUAAAAUCGGAAGAUGAGGAAAGCAGCGACUCGCUACUGCAGAGCUCUGAUAGUGGUUUAUUCGAGAAGAGUGUCUUUAGAGAUGCAGAAGAGGAUGGAUGUAAACAUGAGAAUAGAUCGACAAACGAAUGUAAUACGAAGGUCAAGCAGGACCACAAAGUAUUUUAUAAAUGUGAUAAAUGUAUUUACAAAACUGGAAGCGAGAGCCGUUUUAUAGCACAUCCUGCAAGACAGGAGAAGGAUUCGGAAGCAUAUAAAUGUGAAUCGUGUGAGUAUGAAAGCGAAAAUAAAAAAUUUUUUCAGAAGCACCAGUUGAAGCAUAAAGACUCUUCGGAUACGCAUAUGCAUCAAUGCGGAUCUUAUGAUUACAAGACAAGGCAUAGGUGUGAGCUUGCUAAGAGUCAGAUAUUUGAUAGCGAUGGCAAGGAGGUUAUAUGUAACGUUUGCAGAAGAAAGUUAAACGCAGCAUUCGAAUUUAAGUCAACUUGUCUGAAGACCGAUUACGCAAUUAUUCCAUAUGUGGAUUGUGAAAAAAUGUUACAGCUCGAUAUAAGGGAUGUGUAUACGAAGGAAAAGACCAGCGAGUCAAUGGACAUUUCAGAUAGUCAGAAAAUAUGUCGAUUGUGUAUGGAGCCAGUAGAAAGUGAGUUUAGGUGUAUUUGUGAAGAAGAACUUGAAGCUAUCGAAAAAUUGGCUCCUGAAAUGAAUAUAAACAUCAUCAAAGAUCCCGUUGUAUGUAAGGAAUGCUUUGAUUCUGUGUGCACCCACAACAGUUUCCUAAAAAGUUGCUUGGAAGUACAGGAAAAAAUUGGAGGUAUUUUUAAUAACGCAGCAACUGAAAGCCAGAUAGAUACGUCACCAUCCGAUUUAUUCGUUAAGACUGAAAACGAGGACAAAGAAUUCGAUAUCAACGAGAUGGAAAUGUCAAUCAAAGCUGAAAGUAUUGACAUAAAAUCGGAAGAUGAAGAAAGGAGCGACUCGCUACUGCAGAGCUCCGAUAGUGAAUCAUUCGAGAAGAGUGUCCUUAGAGAUGAGGAAGAGGAUGGAUGUAAACAUGAGAAUAAAUCGACAAACGAUUGUAAUACGAAAGACAAGCAGGAUGACAAAGUAUUUUACAAAUGUGAUAAAUGUAUUUACGAAACUGGAAGCGAGAGCCGUUUUAUAGCGCACCGUGUGAGACACGAGAACGAUUCGGAAGCAUAUAAAUGUGAAACGUGCGAGUAUGAAACUGAAAAUAAAAAAUUUUUUCAGAAGCACCAGCUGAGGCAUAAAGAUCCUUCGAAAACGCGUAUGCACCGAUGCGGAUCAUAUUGUUACAAGACAAGGCACAGGUGUGAGUUUGCUAAGAGUCAGGUGAAACACAAAAGCGCAUCUGGAGGGAGAUUGUAUGAGUGUGACAUUUGUGAUUUCAAGACAAAACGGAAG